Thyridium curvatum is the source of this 549-nucleotide messenger RNA. RefSeq lists its product as uncharacterized. Bases 1 to 549 code for a protein of 182 amino acids. Gene Ontology annotation, biological process: proteasome assembly. Lineage: Eukaryota; Fungi; Ascomycota; Sordariomycetes; Thyridiales; Thyridiaceae. The transcript has a single exon. The record is from RefSeq and is a predicted model, not a curated record.
AUGGACCCCUCCGCCCCGCGCGAAGAGCCCUACCCCGCCCCGACGAAGCAAGCCUCCGGCUCCGUCAACGGUGAGCCCACCGAGGCCUCGUGCACCAACUUCUCCGACAAGAUCAUGAUCACCAUCUCCCAAGGCGGCCGUCUGUCCCAAUGGGUAAAUAAACACAAUCCCCCCCCACCCCCAACCCCUCCGCUUUCAUAUUUCAUCAAACCUCUCUUAUCGCUAACCCUCCCGGGCCCGCCGCAGAUCCAAGUCCCCCUGUCCGCCCCCUCCCCAGCCCUCCUGGACCUCUCCCUCCCCGGCGCGGAGGGGCCGGCCUCCACCCUGCCCUCGGCGCACCUGACCCCCAAGACGCUCCUCGGCGGCGGCGGCGAGGACCGCGAGACCCUGGGCCAGCUGUACGCGGCGCAGAUCGGCAGCCACCUGAGCCUGCGGGACCCGGAGGACCGGCGCACGCUCGUGCUCGGCCUGGGUCUCGGCGGGCCGGCCGGGUCGUACGGCCGCGAGGCCUUCUUUGACGUGCUCGAGCUGGUGCAAAAGGUGCUUUGA